AUCGACAGCACUGGCAGUGCCAAAGUCGAAGCCACUGCCUCAGUAGUAGUGCCUCACCGGCCAGCAAAACGUCCUGAUCGGACCACCCGAGUCUACCGAGCAAUGGAGGCGCUGCUGGCCGCCGUGGUCGUCGGCGUCGGCAUGGGGCAGAAGCACCUCACCAAUGCGCCCCCAGUUGUUCCUGGUUUACCUCUUAUUGGAAAUCUUCAUCAGUUGAAAGAAAAGAAGCCCCAUAAAACAUUUGCAGAGUGGUCUGAUAUUUAUGGUCCGAUAUACACUAUAAACAUUGGGGCUUCUUCUGUAGCUGUGCUCAACUCAACAGAAGUAGCAAAGGAGGCAAUGGUUGCAAAAUAUUCAUCCAUAUCUACUCGAAAGCUUCCUAAAGCAUUGUCAGUGCUCACUCGAGAUAAAACUAUGGUUGCUACAAGUGACUACGGUGAUUUCCACAAAAAGACAAAGCGGUAUGUUAUGAUGGGCGUGUUGGGUUAUUCUGCUCAGAGAAAAUUUCAGAACACAAGAGGCAUGAUGAUAGAUAACAUGUUGAGAACUUACAGUACGUUGGUGACUGAUGACCCAGAUUCUCCUCUGAACUUCAGAAAAGUUUUCAGGGACGAGCUAUUCUGUUUGUCCUUGAUCCAGAGCUUAGGUGACGAUGUGGGUUCAGUCUAUGUCAAGGAGUUUGGGAGGGAGAUAUCAAAGGAAGAAAUCUACCAGAUCACGGUUGUUGACAUGAUUAUGUGUGCUAUUGAGGUCGACUGGAGGGACUUCUUCCCGUACCUCCAAUGGGUACCCAACCUGAGCUUUGAAACAAGAGUUCAUACUGCGGAAUCUAGGCGAACCUCCGUCAUGCGGGCCUUGAUCCAUCAACAGAAGAAAAGAAUUGCGUGUGGCGAGGCAAGGGUAUCCUAUCUGGACUUCUUGUUGGCAGAGAACACGCUGACAGACGAGCAAUUGACGAUGCUGGUAUGGGAGGAAGUCAUAGAGGCUGCAGAUACCACUUUGGUCACUACCGAGUGGGCUAUGUACGAGCUUGCCAAAAACCCAGAAAUACAGGAUCGUCUCUACCGGGAAAUCCAGGAUGUGUGCGGAGACGAGAAGGUCACGGAGGAUCACCUGCCUCGGCUGCCGUACCUGAAUGCCGUGUUCCACGAGACGCUGCGGCUCCAUUCUCCUGUCCCACUGGUGCCUCCAAGGCUCGUCCAUGAGCCCACCAGGCUGGCCGGCUAUGACAUCCCAACCGGCACAGAGAUCAUCAUCAAUUUGUACGGGUGUAACAUGAACAAGGAGGACUGGGACGAACCGAAGGAGUGGAAGCCGGAGAGGUUCUUGGACGGGAGCUUCAAUGCUGCGGAUAUGUACAAGACCAUGUCGUUCGGAGCUGGUAGGAGAGUCUGCGCCGGGAGCCUGCAAGCGACGAACAUCUCUUGCACCGCCAUUGCUCGGUUCGUGCAGGAGUUUGCCUGGAGGCUGAAGGAGGGCGAUGAGGACAAGGUGGACACCGUCCAGCUCACCAACUACAAGCUCCACCCACUGUUUGUGCAUCUCUCACCAAGAGGGGGGAAGUAAAAGGCAGUCAGAUAAUGAACAGGCAAGAACUAGAUGUUCCAAUUACUUUGGCCAAACAAGACACAGGUUUAUUAGGGCUGAAGUUUGAUACAUGCGAUGCAUGACUUGUACCAUUUGAUUUUUGUUACUCGGUCCAGCGUGACUUGACUUUUUGUACUUGUUAAACUCAGAACUUCAAUAAGAUGAUUGUAUGCAUUGUUC
Molecule: messenger RNA, 1767 nt
Organism: Brachypodium distachyon (stiff brome)
Lineage: Eukaryota; Viridiplantae; Streptophyta; Magnoliopsida; Poales; Poaceae
Product: ent-kaurene oxidase-like 3
Exons: 8
Coding region: 103-1566 (487 amino acids)
Biological process (GO): gibberellin biosynthetic process
Cellular component (GO): endoplasmic reticulum; chloroplast outer membrane
Molecular function (GO): heme binding; ent-kaurene oxidase activity; iron ion binding
Source: RefSeq, a predicted model, not a curated record